Molecule: messenger RNA, 2978 nt
Organism: Lineus longissimus
Lineage: Eukaryota; Metazoa; Nemertea; Pilidiophora; Heteronemertea; Lineidae
Product: sialin-like
Exons: 10
Coding region: 205-1821 (538 amino acids)
Biological process (GO): monoatomic anion transport; transmembrane transport
Cellular component (GO): membrane
Molecular function (GO): transmembrane transporter activity
Source: RefSeq, a predicted model, not a curated record
UGUGUCCUUGUGCGACCUUCACCUGUUAUAUUGCUCCCAUCGCUUGGUGGGCCUGGUUAAUAGAUCAUUCAUGAUUGAGAGUGCAGUUAGUUGAGGAGGUUACUUGUUUUCCCUGUGUUUUGUUCAUCAUGAGGCGUGGCAGAUGCUGUGAAUGUUAUUAAAGACCGGGUUAAGGACACCUGCAUUGGUUCCCUAGACGCUGUGAUGCCGUGCUUUAAGCUGAAGGAAGGGGAAGUUCCAAAAUGGAGUUCUUGCCGCUACACCAUGGCCUAUGUAGGCAUAUUCGGGUUCCUCUUCGUCUAUGCCCUGAGGUUCAACUUGAGUGUGGCGAUCGUCUGUAUGGUGAUGCCCAUCACCACUAACGACACAACCAUAGCAACAACACCAUCACCGACAGGGGGCCCCACGACAGUUUUUCCGGGGGUAGGGUUGACGGUGCUUCCUACUGGAUCUGUUGCGCCGGUUAUAGUGUUAGAUGAGGACCAGUGCGGGGCUUUGGCGACAUCGUCUGGUAAUGUUUCAGAGGGACGAAAUAAACCAGAAUUCUACUGGGACCGGCCACUCCAGGGCUACAUCCUGGGAUCCUUCUUCUAUGGAUACAUCAUCACCCAGGUCCCUGGCGGGUGGCUCUCAGGGUACUUCGGAGGAAAGAGGGUGUUUGGCGCGGGGAUGUUGCUGACUGCUUUAUCGACUAUACUGCUGCCAGUCUGCGCUAGAGCCCACGUUGGGCUGGUCAUCUUCAUGAGGGUUCUCUCAGGUUUAGGCACGGGUGUCGUGUUCCCAGCAAUGCACUCCCUUUGGGCAAAGUGGGCGCCACCUCUUGAGCGCACGAAACUAAUCUCAUUUACAUAUGCAGGAACAAUGUUGGGCAACAUCCUGGCCUUCUUCCUCUCUGGCGUUUUGUGCGCGUACGGCUUCGACAACGGCUGGCCAUCUAUUUUCUAUCUCUUCGGGGGCGGUACCCUCAUCUGGCUCGUAUUCUGGACGUUCUUCGUGUUCGACUCGCCCAAUGACCAUCCACGGAUCACGGCGGCUGAGAGGGAGUACAUUAAAAGUCUAACUGGGAGCCAUGUGCAAGAAAAGGACUUCCACGUACCCUGGGGCAAGAUGGCGACCUCUCUUCCACUGUGGGCUAUCAUUCUGGCCCAUCUUUGUAACAACUGGUGCAAUUACACCAUGAUGACAAGUCUGCCUACCUACAUGAAGGAUGUGUUAAAGUUCGACAUGAAACAGAAUGGCUUGUUCUCUGCUCUUCCUUACCUCGGUAUGUUCUGUGCUUCUAUAAUAGGCGGGCCGACAGUAGAUUGGAUAAGAAGUAAAGGCUUCACGACUACGGGCGUCAGGAAAUGUGUUCAGUCGAUAGCGUUCUUCGUUCCCGCCGUAUUCAUCAUUGCCGCCAGUUUCUUGAAUUGUACGCAGCGCUACUUAGCGGUGGCUUUCCUGGUGAUCUCAGUUACCAUGACGUCCAUGAGUAGAUGUGGGUACAUUGUCAAUCACGUCGACAUAGCACCGAGAUAUGCUGGUAUCCUGUUUGGUAUUACCAACACAUUCGCCACCCUACCAGGGAUGUUGGCGCCUAUCGCCAUUGGACAGUUAACACAACACGGCACAAGGGCCGAAUGGCAAAUAGUCUUCUCGAUCUGUGCUGGCUUCUUCGUCGUCGGCGGCUUAAUCUAUGUAAUCUUCGGCAGUGGAGUGGAGCAGGACUGGGCCAAAGUUGCUACGGCAAAGGAGGAGAGGAGGAGGAGUUCCACCAAGGGGCCCGAGAGUAACGAAAUGGCACCUCUGAAAACUAAGGAGGCAGAACCUGUGCAGGUUUAGGACGUUUACUAAAAGACUAUAGACUAUUUUCUUUGCCCUUAACGUUUUGGGCUCUGGAGUACAAACUACUGGUCGGGAUACGUUGAAGUUUACCGGUAGUAGGCCUACUAUGUACACACAUGGUGAUAUUUUCAGUUCUAAUGUUUUUGUGCCAAGUGUUACUUGUACGUGUACAUACUAUAUGAUGUAAUAGCAAGAAUAUAUAUUCUUGAUAGCUUUGUUAUGGACUAUAUGCGUUGUGUAAUUGAGUGAAUUCGAAGUGCCAUAAACUAUAUUCAAAAUAAAUUUUAGAUGUCAUAUAUGUAAAACAACUGUGAAUAUUCGAAUGUGCCGUAAUAGACUAUUUUUAGUAGUAAGGGUCAUCCAUUUAGGUACGGAACAAAGGGGCAUAAAAACAGAUGGAAGGGAUUAAAAUGAUUUGAGAAUUUAUAUUCGCCGUAACAUUUCACCAAGUAUGUUGAUGAGACAUUUACCAUAACAUCAUUAAAUUACACUUGUACAAAAGCAAGUUUCGCUGUAUUUAAUUAUGCAACUUGACCACAUCGACAGUUACGGUGCCAUUGACUACAUACACCAGUAUCGACUGGCGAUCCUUUUGCGGUCACACGCAUGCGGUGUGGUCUGGGCUAUAGCGUACGUACAUGUACGUUUGCGUACAGGGGGAUGUAGGCUAGUAUGUAAAAUUGUGCGUAGGCCUACGUACUAUAAAUGAAUGGCCCACGCUAAUUUAUAAUGCACGAGGUGUAUACCAGUAUUGCUUCCAGAAUUGUGCAAUAUUAUCAGAAAUGUGUUCAUAAACUGUAUGCUGAAGUGGUUCAUAGAGAGGAAGUUGUGAAAACAAUUUAUAGGCGUAUAUAUCAUACGUGAUGUUAGAAGAUAUCUGAUUGGUUUAUUUCAUUCAGCUUCUCUGCAUCGGUCCAAUCGGGAUGAUUGUAACAUGAAGAGGAUCUCAUGACCGCCGGUUAAGGUAGAAAUUAACAAAGACGAAUCGACACGUGAAAAUUGUUUUAAUCGAUGGCUUUUUAAUUACAAAAUAGAGAUAAUUUACAACAACCUUAUGCUGAAAGUAUUACAUUAGAACACAAAACGCGUUACCCAAAGUAAGAGUCUGCUUACUUGUAGGCUGAUACGACUUGUAUGAAAUAUUACAUUUGCUA